Phyllopteryx taeniolatus (common seadragon) is the source of this 8879-nucleotide messenger RNA. RefSeq names its product H-2 class I histocompatibility antigen, Q9 alpha chain-like. Gene Ontology annotation, biological process: immune response; proteolysis. The coding region runs from base 5329 to 6540 and encodes 403 amino acids. NCBI's taxonomy places the organism in Eukaryota, Metazoa, Chordata, Actinopteri, Syngnathiformes, Syngnathidae. Gene Ontology annotation, molecular function: aspartic-type endopeptidase activity. Gene Ontology annotation, cellular component: external side of plasma membrane. The transcript is spliced from 3 exons. The record is from RefSeq and is a predicted model, not a curated record.
CAAACGACUUCUGUUUCCUUUGAGCCGCGGUCGGCAAAGCGGUCGUGCGAAGGUCUGAUGCGGACCUUUGCUACAAAAGUGCGCACGAGGAGUCGCAAAUAGUCAGCUGUGGAACGACGGACACGUGAAUGUCGACGUCGCUAUCGUUGUGGGAAAAAGGACUCGCUCCCUAAGGCGGAGAAAACCCGAAACCGAAUGGAAGUCAAUUUAGAUUUGGUGGAAAAUGUACGACUUAGUUCACUCGUGUUCCUUGGCCCUCAACGGCGAAGCGUGCCAAAGCCGCACUCGGGUUCAUUCGAUUCCGAGGGAGCCGCUCCCGAACGUCCGGUUUGAACCCUACGAUUGAAGCUCCUCCCAACGCUUCGACAAAGUUCCUUGGCCCCGAGAUGCCACCGGGUGGCGCCAAACCUCUAUUUUAAUAUUAGAUAUGGUUUUGGGCUGAGCGCAAAGACAGCGAAUAACAGAAGCUAGCUUCCCCUCAAUCAAUAUUCCCCAACAUCCGAAUUCCUGAAUGUGGAAUUGUAAAUAUGCGGCUAUUAACUGUACGAUUCCAAAGAAAUUCCCCACCACACUCUCGUAGUCAGGAAGUAGAAGAUUUGUCCCAACCGCAGCUCAAAGUACGAGUGAAGAUGGAUUCAAGAGGCCUUCGUGGAGCAAAUGUCCUUCCUUCCACAGUCGGACUUGUUUUCAUUCACAUCUUUUUUUUCAUUCAUCGCAGCCGUCGACGCCGAUUCCGAGCCCGCCUCCGAGCCCGCCGCCCCGACGCCCGCUUCCGAGUGAGACGCAGCCGCCGUCGCACGGUGUCGGAACACGAGAGAGACGUCUCCAUCGAGCGCUUUCUCAUCACGCUUGGGAUUUGUUCUUCCCGCAGACAAUUUGUGCAAUUAUGAUGUUUCUGUUAAGUCACAGUUUUUGCUGGCUUUGGUGUCUUGGGUGAGACUCGUUUGAGUCGAUGGGGUUGCUUUCUUCUGUCCGUUAAGUUUGUCAGAAAUCGGCGCAGUCACACACUGAGAGGAUUUCUUCUUUCGUUGUAUCAAGCACUUGAAUAGCUACGAUGAAUUGAUAUCACAAUGUGUCGAUGGCUGGUUUGCCUCGCACUCCUUUUAUCAGUCCAAAAUGAUUUUAUAAUCCUGUUAUGGAUUCACUUCAACAAACAACUCUGUCAAUUUGUACUUUGCUCAGAAUGUGACAAUGUUGUUGAUUGCAUUUGUUUUUGGAACUUGAGAUCGAGAUUUGGACCAAUAAACGGAUGAUCGUAAAGAUGUGUCGUUCUGAAUUUGACCAUUUUUAGGAGGCUUUUCUUGCCCUCCCGGAACAUACUACGUGUUUCGUGUUGAUGAAAGUCAGCAGUCGCAUGCCCGAAAUCCGGUCCAACCCGUUGUCGUCGGUGCCGUGGCUCGCUGACAAACAAUUGUGCGUCUCGCAGCACCAAACUUGAACUUUCACUUUCUGUUGGAAGCGUUUGGGCGCGCCUCAUAAAAACAAGCAAAGACAAAAAGAUUCGUUUUGGCCGUUCCACACGAAAAUGCACACAUUUUUUUUCACCCUCUAACAUACUAUUGUUCAAAUAUAUUGUACAUGUUUUUGUUUUUGACGUCAUUAUUUGUAUUUAUUUAUCACAGUGUCUUUUUUUUUUUUACACUGGUACUACGUUAGAAAACUUAAAAUAAGGACAAAAUACAAUACAAAAUCAUGAACUUCCAAGGGUAAAAUCAAGCCAUUUAUUUGUACAUUUUAAACACAUGCAAAAAUCAUUUGUAUCACCUGAGUAAAGAAAGUCAUUCACAAAGUCAUUUCUUCCAUGCAAAUAAUAGAAAUACAUGGAUUCAGUUUUAUACAUACAAAUCCCAUUUCGCACAUCCAUCCAUCCAUUUUCUGAGCCGCUUCUCCUCACUAGGGUCGCGGGCGUGCUGGAGCCUAUCCCAGCUGUCAUCGGGCAGGAGGCGGGGGGGUACACCCUGAACUGGUUGCCAGCCAAUCGCAGGGCACAUACAAACAAACAACCAUUCGCACUCACAGUCAUGCCUACGGGCAAUUUAGAGUCUCCAAUUCAUGCAUGUUUUUGGGAUGUGGGAGGAAACCGGAGUGCCCGGAGAAAACCCACGCAGGCAUGGGGAGAACAUGCAAACUCCACACAGGCGGGGCCGGGGAUUGAACCCCGCACCUCAGAACUGUGAGGCUGACGCUCUAACCAGUCGGCCACCGUGCCGCCCAUUUCGCACAUGAACUCCAAAUCUUUUUGGCCUUCUUAUUUUGGCAGGUACUGCAAUUCAAUAUAAAUCCUUGUGAAAUACUGGGGGAAAAAAAGCGGCUUUGUGAUUGAAGGCCCUCGCACGUGAUAUACUGAUGUCAUGCUCAUACAUAGACUUAUUUGUGCACCGUUAUGUUGUGUAACCUCACCUCAGUAUUAAAAUCUUCUGAUAAUCACGUAAGUGUGAAAACUGCAUGUCAGCCGCGAAACAGGAUGUUUUGUCCCAAGAAGAGAUCAUGCUGUGACCUUGGAUCCACCCUGCUCGAGCUUUAAACACCGCCCUGAACACCGUAUAUAAUCUCGCACUGAACGCUGAGAAAGCGCACGUUUGAGCACAUUUUGGGCAGCUGCAGCCUUUGCCUGUAGAACAUUUGUACCCAGAAUAUUCUGCAAUAAAAGAUCUUAAAGAAGUUCAUUUCCAGUCUCUGAUUCGAACAUUCUCAUCAUCCGAAAUUCAACGAACACGCGAAGGACUGGCGGAGAGAUACCGUCCUUCAACAAUCGGUGACCCCGAACGUGAUUUCGGGGGCUGAGGUGUUGGGCGACGAGACAGAACAUCGGGCCCACACGAAUAAAGGUAAGAGGACAUUUAUCCUCCCAAUUGAUCUUCUGUCUGUCGACUGAUACAAGGCAAGAAUUGAUGUUCCAUUGGAAUCUAAAUUGAAUGCUUGACUGGAUGAACUUGAAAUAACAUCAUUUGGUAUAUAAGGUUGACUUGUUUCAUGUUACAGUGAAAUCCUAAAGUCCGUAAAUCCUUAUAUAGGAAAUUCUGUACAAAAUACCGGUGAAACAAGUAACAAGGAGAUAAGAGAAUAAGAAGAAUAAGUAUCGAGUGGUUUUGAUAAAUUGAGGUUCGAGUACUUUUGUUGAAGAGAAAACCACUUUUGCGAAAUGAAGGCUCGGACGGACGCUUUUGUUUGGCUAUUAAGCAAGUGUCUUUGAAGUGAGAAAUAAAGGUAUAUUGUGGAUCCACAAAAAAUAAGUACUUAAGAAGAAAAACCAGCUGAAAAAAUGGAAGGGGAAUUCAAUCGAGAAUCGGAAUGGUUCGACUUGCGUGUCAUUCCAGACCGUGGUCAAAAAAUACUGUUAAGAGAGCAAGUAAAGAAUGCAUGUGAUGUAUGUGUGGGAGGAUUGUCUGUAAAAAAGAAGAACUUUAUAAAUGGAUGGAUGAAUGCUGUGAAGAUGGCUGCUUUCCUGCAUUAUCGACUGCUGCUUGUUUAGUUUCACUGAUGAAGGAAGUCGAGAGAGUGUGUUCCAAAAGAAAAAAACAGUUCGAGAAGGAAAGCGAGAAGACGAGUAAAUUGUCCUCGAAUGCUGGCAAUGGGAUGUGCAUGAAAACAGUCAAGAAAAGAAAUCAAAUACAGUGGGGUGGGUGUGACUCAGCCGUUGUGGCAAAUUGGAAAUAAAUGAGACAAAAGGGCCAGGGAACCCAUUCACGGAGUCACCAUACGCAGAUGCGAGACAGACACUGCAAAACAUACAAGCCCCUAUUUGAUCUGUAAAUAGAGGAACUCUAGAUGUGGAUCGGAAUGGCAGUACUGACUCGGUGGGAUCGAAAGAACGUGAGCCCCCCGAUUCAGCACGCAGCGGAAAAUUUGGCCGCAGGCGUAACAGCCUCAGUUAAAAUGCUCGAGGAAAGACUGGUUAAACCAAAAGUUCAACCAAAUAGACUUCAAUAGACACCCUGAAGUGCCACAAAAGCUAAGAGAGCAGCUUUUAGCGCGUGCCUCCCGUUUUGAGAGAACUGUCAACGCUGAAAUAACAGAACAGCUGCGACGUGAUAAUGCGGAACCAGAUGAAAUAUUCAGACGAAGGGAACAGGAGAUAGCAACAGAAGGGACUUCCCCAUGCGGUAGGUAGGUAGCAAACACUUAUCACAUCGCACAUUUGCAAAAUCAGGUGGCUGACUUAAAGUGCCAAGUGCAGACUUUGUCAGGAGCACUCCCGGACUCCCUGUUAUACAACAGACACAAGAAAAUAGAAGUUUUGCUGUAUCCACUCCACUGCGACCAAUGACACGCUCUCAAACUGUUGUCCAAAGCUCCAAUGCUGGCCAAGGUUGAUCCGGCUACUGGAGCCACUGCCAUGUUUUAUGAACCUCUUUCUCCUUCUGAUCUCAGUGUUUUGAUGCAGAAACUUCCGCCAAUGCAGAAUGGAGGAGAGAACCGGCUGAGAUCGGUACAAAGGGCUGUCACAGGACAAAUUUGAACAGCAGGAGACAUGCGCGCAUUGCUGACACAUGCGUGUCCUCUCUCCCAACUGGAAACACUGAUGGAGACUUCUGGUCUGAUCAGUAUAACGGACAAUGAGGCACUCACAAGAGAGUAUUACUUAACAUUGUUCACUGCACUAAACGCGUUGUUUCCCAUCCCUGAUCUAGUCAUCUCCGACUUAGUAUUUGCUCCUAGAACAGAUGAGGAAGCAGCGGCAUAUAUUGACCGCGCUCUUGUCGAAUAUUCUUCAAACACAGGCCAUUUGCCGACUGACUCUGCUCUGUAUUCUCAAGUAUUUCGAGCAGCAGUGCUGAAGGGCGUUCCCAAGUCUGUGGUGCAAGCCAUGGAGGCGAAUCCGGACCUUCCCGGAGCGCAUCAUGCUCGCUGGUUGUCACAUCUGACACACCACCUGAGGAGACAUGCAAAAGAAAAAGAGUCAAAGCAUGAGAAACACACAACCACCGAAUCGCAAUGAGCUAUCAUGCAACUACAAAGGCCAUUCAUAAGGUCGAGGUGCUCCGUUUGCUGGCAGAAAUCAAUGCUUCAACUGUGGUCGUAACGGACACUGGGCAACAGACUGCCGAGCGCAGUUCCCAGAGGAACAAGGGGGCCCGCCGCCUAGAGGAUUCAACAGGCGUGGUUAUGGCCAGCAACGAGGAAGAGGAUACGGACAGCAACAGCAGCAGGAUACGACUCAACAAUAUCCGCCGCAGCAGCGGCAGUCUUACCGUCAAGUGCCGAACCAAUAGCACCUGCCACCGUCUGGGGGCCAGUAUUCGCAAUGACGGGGCCCCCGAAUCCACAUGCCACGGUCUGCAGGAACCAAUGAUCGGACUGACGGUAGGAGCAACUAUUUGACCUUUUAUGGUCGAUACGGGAGCCAGACAUUCAACCGUUAUAACAUUACCACCUGAAAGGUCCCUUACUGCAAAAGGCAUUUCACUCGUUGGAUUCCGGGGUGAAGAAACCAUCCUGCACAUGACUACACCCGUACAUACGCAGUGUUUUACACAAACUCUUUUACACUCGUUUGUGUAUGCGCCCAAUUGCCCUGUCAACCUGUUGGGGAGGGGUCUUCUCAUCAAAACAGCUCCAACGAUACCGUGCAGCCCGGGUGGACUGAUAUUACAGUUUCCUGAUGGACACAUCUACUGUUGUUCCGGUGACGACACAUCAAACAUCUACAUGCAGGACUCAGAGCGACAACUACCAAGCAUGACGUGUGCCACCGCCGACAUCUACUGGGCGAAAAUGGACACUGACUCACCCGGACGGACGGAAGCAGAGACCUUUUGGACUCAGUGGUCGCCGUGGGUUCGUCACCUCAGACCCUAUGAUAUGGUUUCUGAUUGCAUGCAUUGCACUCUGUACUAUGACAGGACGGGAGAUGAGGUGUACAGCGAGGCUUUCCAAAAUGUAGAAGGCAACAUCUGGGAACUACAAAUGGGUGACCUGUUCGUGGGAAAACCAGAUCCCACUGUGCCACCAUGUCAUCCUCAUGUGUCCCUGAUGGUAUCACCACAGCAUACCGCAAAGGAUUUGGGUCCGUUCGUCCUAAGCUGCACACGGGCCAUUGAUUGGCAGCCAACUUCUCACGACACAUUGCUAUUUUCUCGGUCUCUCGAUGCAUACUGGAUACAGUCAGCAUCGUAUACACCAACAUCAACCCUGGAGCACUGCUUGUUGGACAGACAUCAUGGACGAGAAACAACUGACAGUGAAUUCGCCAAUCCUAUGGUACAAUCUUUGCCUCUACAUCUGCGGUCUACAGAGCCGACAGACGUGGGAUUCUGUCAAGUACAGCCGGUGAAAUUCAAAAUGAAGCCGGAUCCUAUUUGGAUACCACAGUAUCCAAUGAAGGAAGCAGGUCGAAUUGGCAUUACAGAAACCAUUGAAGGCUUGCUAAAAGCAGGAGUAUUGUGCAAAAUACGUGAGUCAGAGUAUAAUACACCCAUUCUACCAGUUGAAAAGAAAAAUACUGGAAAAUUCCGAAUGGUACAUGAACUUUGGGCAAUAAAUGUAUUUGGAGAAAAGGAGGGAAAUGUAUACGACCUCAGAAGCAAUUCAAACUGUUGAUAAGCGAAGCUCAUGGAGCAUGCCAUGUAGGCGUGGAAGAAACACUGAGACGACUCCGCACCUGGUGGCAUCCUUUCAUGAGAGCAAUUGUUAAAAAUCAACUACAGGAUUGCAGUGUCUGUAGCAGAUAUAACAGCAUGCCUACCACGAAACCACCCCAGGGAACUCACGAUCCGGACGUGACGGCACCUGGCUUCGGUGGUUUCGAUGGAUUUUACAGACAUGAUGAAAAGCGUGUCCGGUUCCGGGUAUCUACUAGUGAUAGUGGAUUCCUUCUCCGCUUGGCCUGAAGCCUAUCCCUGCAAAACCGAAACGGCAAACGUAGUGGUUAAACAUUUGAUUCGCCAUUCAUUAUAUUCCAUCUCAUGGGUUCCCAAGUAAAAUAAGGUCUGAUAAUGGGAGCCAUUUUGAAAACAAACAUUUGCAGGAAGUAGAAAAAGCCCUGGGACUGAAACACACAUUUGGUUCAGUAUAUCACCCACAGUCCCAAGGACAAGUAGAAAGAAGGAAUCGGAACAUGAAGGAAAAAUUGGCCAAAGCUUUAGCUACUUCAAAUCUCAAUUGGCUACAAGCCCUUCCUUUGGCUUUGAUGAAUGUACGAAUGUCACUCAAUUCAGCCAAAGGCUGGACUCCAUUUGAAUGUCAAACUAACAGACCGUUUCCGGCUCCAACAGCUCCACUGGAGACAACAGAUGUUUCCGGCCCUCCGGAGCUCAAACAACUAACGCUUGCUUUUUCGCAACGAACUGCAAAACAACCCGACGCUCCUUUGGGACUGCAUGAAAGUGAAUUUGUAUGGUUGAAAGUAACCAAAAGAAAGUGGUCUGAACCCAGGUGGACAGGUCCUCAUAAAGUGACGGAGAGAACAUCGUCUGCUGUCCGUCCGCCUACAAGGAAAGGGGGAGACGUGGUACCGCCUCACCUCUACACGACCAGCAAAGACCCCGUCCCGACAGAUCAUCAUUGCCGCAAGUACUGACUGCACGUCAACGCCAGACCAGAUACCAUCCCGGUGACGACAUCACUCAUCAAAGGUUGAGAUCGCGGUACACGGGCAGAAUAAUCCCGGUGACUCAACCUAGGACCGGGUAGUCUAACUAACCCCAGGUCCUGAAGAAGCUGACAGCGCUCUCGAGCAACGAUCGUGAAAAAACACCACCCAACAAUGGCCCGCAAGUGGGACAAUGUUUCAAUUUGUUGUUACAUCACAGCCCUUUUUAUUGUAUUAACUCUCUUGCCUGUCUGGUAUUUUGGAUGCCUCUCGAUGCGCCCUCAAACCUAACAACAAUACAGAGAAGUAAGCGAAAACUCAAUUCAGGUCACUCAACUGUACCUAUAUCCCAGUCUGUUCCCUGGAUUUUAGAAUGGACGUACAACCAUUCGAUAACUUUAACAGUGCCACCAAACACCUGUACUGCCGUUGAAAUGCCAAUUAGAUCUCUAAAAGGGUUCAGAAACACCGUUCAGAUAACGGGGGAGGGCUGGAGAGGAUAUUGGUGGUAUAUGACAGGAAACGUGCUAGAUUUAAGAUGGGAUUCUUUAAGAACCCCUCAACAAGGUAACUAUUCUAUUUAACAUAUCCUGGUGUCGGACUCUUUCGAGUCCGAAAGGGGGAUUGAAGGCCCUCGCACGUGAUAUAAUGAUGUCACGCUCAUACAUGGACUUAUUUGUGCACUGUUAUGUUGUGUAACCUAACCUCAGUAUUAAAAUGUUGUGAUAAUCACGUAAGUGUGAAAACUGCAUGUCAGCCGCGAAACAGGAUGUUUUGUCCCAAGAAGAGAUCAUGCUGUGACCUUGGAUCCACCCUGCUCGAGCUUUAAACACCGCCCUGAACACCGUAUAUAAUCUCGCACUGAACGCUGAGAAAGCGCACGUUUGAGCACAUUUUGGGCAGCUGCAGCCUUUGCCUGUAGAACAUUUGUACCCAGAAUAUUCUGCAAUAAAAGAUCUUAAAGAAGUUCAUUUCCAGUCUCUGAUUCGGACCCCAACAUUCUCAUCAUCCGAAAUUCAACGAACACGCGAAGGACUGGCGGAGAGAAGCCAUCCUUCAACAAGGCUUAUUCCACUAUAUAGUACUAGAAUAAACUGUACAACACUAUACUGAAUUCAACUAUAUACUAUAUUACACUACUGUCGCACAAUACACUAGUCGACACUAUAUUACGGGACACUAGUAUGACACAGUGCGGCAUUGUAUUGCGCAAUCCUCCACGACUUGCGCAUCAACAUAGCACAAAUGUCACAUUUUGUAACUCCUUGACCAGAUCGAGUGCACAUGUGUUCCGUGUAUGUGCGCACGCGUGUCGUUCGUUGUAUGUUUCGUCGGAAAGUGGGCUGGC